Molecule: messenger RNA, 525 nt
Organism: Monosiga brevicollis MX1
Lineage: Eukaryota; Choanoflagellata; Craspedida; Salpingoecidae
Exons: 3
Coding region: 1-525 (174 amino acids)
Source: RefSeq, a predicted model, not a curated record
AUGACGGUGACUCUGAACGGCCAUCUCAAUGUGCAACGCGUGCAGGUGCGGCCGACGUCGGACGAGCGCGUGAUCAUCUUUGAACCGCAGCUGGACUUGUUGCAGAUUGUUCAAGGGCACGAGACCCAGACCCUUGAGCUCCCCCUGAACUUGGUUGAUGUCGUGGUUGCUGAAGAUGCCGCGUUCCUCAUUUACGAGAAUGCAUUUGGAUACUUGAAGCAUUAUUCGUCCGCAACGUCACUGACGCCACUACCAGCUUCUGUUCAAGGCCCAGUAUUAGCAGCAUAUGCGCGCAACAACCACUUCCUCAGUCUUUGGACGCGCAAUGCCAUUAUCGAAUGCGAAUGGCACGCAGUUACGAGUACAUUUACGGUCUCUAACCUGACGUCGUUGACUUGGACGCCCAAGCAUUUCUCGCUCCAUAUCCCCAAUCGUCCUCUAGCUCAUGGGCAGUUUCACGAGGGUGAAACUACGAUAGCCCAACCCCGACUGUUUUUCAUCGCCCAGCGCCAUUGGAAACCGUAG